Messenger RNA from Pseudo-nitzschia multistriata, 1076 nucleotides. NCBI's taxonomy places the organism in Eukaryota, Bacillariophyta, Bacillariophyceae, Bacillariales, Bacillariaceae. The record is from the annotation of a GenBank genome assembly.
CGCCGCUCCGCAAACCCCUAUCGCAACCAAAAACGGAACUAUGCACACAACAACGACGCCAUUCACCAGCGCCAGCGCCYGCAGUCGGCAACGACGAUGGACCGCAACGGCMCGCUCUCCGUUGCUGUUCUGUGCGAGCUUUCUCCUCGGCGCCGCUCUCCACCUUUCCGAUCCUUCUGCUGCAUCGUUUGGUUUCGCCGAUGCCUUUUCGACGGGAGGCACCCCGUUGGCGAUUGCCGUCCAACAUGGCGGUCGAAAGACAAUCCUUUCUGGGGAUGCCAAUAGCGGCGAUCUGUCMUUGUGUCGUAGCACGGGAGGACUGAACUUGUUCGGCCGGGACACAGCAGAARAGGAUGGCGGCGAUGCCGGCAGCGACAGCGAUGGCACAACCAGCGACAUCAACAGGUUCGACAUGGCUCAAAGAAUCGAGUCCCUGAAAUCGGUCGUUCUGGGAGCCCUGUCGGGCGGAUUCGCAGUCACACCGGUAGCCUAUUUGCACUAUGUUUUGUUCGCCUCUCCGAGCAGCACGGCCCAGUGGGAGUUUGUGACCGACAUGUCGUCUCUUCAGGCAGCGCUUUUUGCCAUUGUAUACCGGUACGCCGUCCGAGCAAACGACAACAAUCCCAUGCUGAACCAGGGCGUCGUAGGGGCAUUCGUUGUGGUACGAACCCUAUCGAACAUUCACGUGACGGACACGUGCCAAUCCAUCCCACUGAGAUGUAGGUCCGGUGUGCUUCCAGUGUGAUGCUUCUAGAUUCAUUCAAUGGCCAACCUUCCCGUCUCACGCGUAGUUUCUUGUUUCUCUUUCUUCGCACGCGCUCAAAACAAUGAUUGUAUGGUGUUGGCCUCGUCUUGCAAAAAAAGGCGGAGCUCCCCUUGGAUAUUUCGAUUGGAACAUGAUUGAACAGGCGGCAUGGGGUGGAAUCGAAUCGGCGGCGUUAUUCGGGGCAGCAUCCCUGGCAAUGGAAUUGGCAUUUCGGCAAAAAUGGAUAUCAAAAUUCGAUUGAGAGGUUCGGUACAAAUAUUGGAGCAUAGAAUAUGAUAAGGACUGCUGCGAAUAACUAUAAAAGGAACGA